Messenger RNA from Klebsormidium nitens, 2632 nucleotides. The record is from the annotation of a GenBank genome assembly. Lineage: Eukaryota; Viridiplantae; Streptophyta; Klebsormidiophyceae; Klebsormidiales; Klebsormidiaceae.
CAGGAGUCAGGAGUUCAGGACAAGAAAAGCGGGAGAAAAGCAAAUGUGCAAGUUGAACUUGAAGAGGAUGGGCGUGCAUUUCGUCUUGAACAUUGACAAGCCUUUGGCUUUGGUCCGCGGAAAAGCUUUUGAAAGGCCGCUGCUACAAGACCAAGCAAGAGAGUGGUUUUGAUUCGUGUUUUCAAAGCUCCAUGCAGAUGUUUUCCGGGUUCGGUGAUCAAGGAUGUUAGCUCUGGCUUCCUUGUAACCUACAUUGCCUUUCUGCAGUAAGUCCAGGAGCGCUACGUACGGUGCUGUUGACACCCAUGUUUUGGUCAACCUCUGUCUGAUUCGUCUCCUUCAGCACACUGAUCAACAUCAAGUCAACUUAGGCACUUUCUCGCACAUAAGACGCUCGCUCUUUGCUUAGCCCUCAGCUCUGACACGGUGCUUUGGGAGGCAGAUUUUGAGAGCAUAACCGCAUUGUACACAAACAUGUCGUACACGCAUCUCUAGUUGCAAACCACUUUCGCGAGCGGCCGCCAUGGUGCUGGGGUUAGAGGGCUCCGUCGCCUCCCCCCGACACCGUUUCGGGCCCCAGUCCUCGCCCAAGGCUGGAAAGCGGCCCGGUGCCAAGGGCUUCCGUGCUAGUGUUGUGCGCGGCGUGCGGGACUGCUUCAACCCCCACUCGACGAGCUGCCUCACCUCGCUUCCGCUUUUUCUGGCCGCGUUGGUUUUAAGUUUCACGCUUGUGCGCUUCUAUGACGCGGUAGACCAGCGGAUUGACGCCGUGCACCGGCUCACGCUGAAGGAGGAGGAGCUGGCGGACGUGCUCGCAACUAGAGCGGAGGCGCGGGUGGCCGUGCUGCAGGCGCGGAAACGGCUGGUGACCCUGGAAGAAGAUGCGGAGUUGCAACGGCAGGAGCUUGAGCGGGCGCUCGCCACCGCCAACCGCCUCGAGCGCGAAAUGACGCGUAUGCAACAAGUCGGGAAGGCCGCACUCCUGCAGGCCAACAAAAAUCCCACCAAUUUAGUUGGAGGGGCGAGCGAAGACGCGGCUCACGAGCUGCUCAUGUGCUCGGCGCACGUGCGAGUCGCACAGGGGGAGAUCAACCAACUAGAGGGGCGGCUUGGCGUGGCGCGCGAUCUGUUGCUGGAGGCGGUUGGAGGACAGGCGUGGUCGGCAAACACGAAAUGGGUGGAGGCGGAAAAGACGGGGGAGAAACUAGACCCGAGGGGGUUUCUGCCGGAGGGGGCGAGGAAAGAAGUCGGCGCGGGCCUGCGAGAAGUUGGGGGGCAAGCUCUGGAGGUGAUCUCGGAAGCGGAGGAAGAGCUCCAGAUUGACCAGCUGGCGAGGAUGCCCCGAGCGGGGAUUGUCAGUCCGGGCGAUGGUUGCAAUCACGUCGCUCCUCCGAGCACCAAGUUCGCGGUGCAGUGGGCGCCUCCUCGGCGGUGGGUCUUCCAACCGAAGGACGGCAUCCUGCAUAACCUGCGGCCGACGAUCUCCCGCCUGCCGCACAUUUCGCCAUGGCGGUGGAUAGCAGUGUGGCAGGCGUCCAAGGGCAAGGAGGGCUUCGGCGACCAGCACCUGCGGUGCGCCUUCUCCGAGGACGCCCGCGAGUGGACCAACUCGCUGUACCUGCCGCUAAAGUCCUCGUCGGGGUGUGUGUGGAGUCCGGUGCUUCACCUGGAUCCCCAGACGGACGUCCUGUGGUUGUUCUACACGGAGAGCGUCUCCUGCAAACAGCUGCAAAAGUGCGACGAUUGCGAGAGCCCGUGGUCCCCUGGGGGCGACAUUUCGUACGUCCGGUCGGAGGACGGUCUUACCUGGUCCGAGCCGGAGACCGUCCUCCCACAGAAAGAGUUUGGAAACAUCCCGCGGAUGAUAGCCGGCCAGCUGACGAUCACUACGGCGGGCGAGUGGGUGCUCCCAUUUUGGGGGCAGCGGCCCCUCGAGGCGAGCUCGGAAGACGCGUGUGGGAGCGACUCCGUUAUGCCGGAGCACGGGGGAGUGCUCGUGUCGGAUACUAACGGGACGUCGUGGCACCCGUACGGGUAUAUCGUCGGGAAAGAUGGGGAGUACAUGCGUGAGGGCAGCGUGGCGCGGCUGGAGGGCAAGACCCUCGUGCAGUACUUUGGGACGUCCAUGGGCGAGUUGGUGGAGAGUCGGAGCGAGGACGGGGGCCACACGUGGGGGUCGGUGCAACCGACCGGGCUCUCUAAUCCGGGCAGCAAGGCGAAUCUGCUGGCGCUCAGCAGCGGCGCUUUGGCUGUGGCGCUUAACAACGCCUCAAAUCCCGGGAACCGGACAAAUUUGCACGUCGCCCUCAUGCGGCAGUACGGCAAGAAGUGGGAGCAGUUUGCGGUGGUAGAGAGCGGCGACGAGCUCGGCGAGCACGUCCACUAUCAGCACCCCACGUUGUUCCAGGACGGCUGCCGUCUUCUGGUCGUCUACUCCGUGCAACCACUCAAGUUGAAAAAGACGCCCUUGGGGGGCAUACGAAUAGCGGAAGUCGAUCUGUCGCUCGCAUCGCUUGCAUCGGACACAAGGACACAGGAACGCAUGUUACUUGCAGAUGGCCGAACUGUUCACGUGACCAGCACGUAGUGUGCGUGAAAAAGAUUGUUUUGAUCAAUCUCCUGGAGUCACCAG